AUCCUUUUCAUCUGCUAUUUACAAUUUUAAGCGAACAAUGCUUGUUCGAGUCCGAUCGCAAAAUGGUAGCGCUCGAUAUGAGUUAUCCCCAAAUGAUGAUAUACAGGUCUUGGUCGAAAAGAUCUUGAACGAUGCUCCUGAGGCCGAUCCCAGUACUUUGGCUUUGUCUAAUCAGCCCAAUGGAGGCGAGAAGCCGGUUUCAAGUGUCCGCGGGACUCUGAAUCAGCUCGGUAUCAAACAUGGUGAUCUUUACUUUGCAUCCUACAAAACAUUAUCUCCGUCUGGUUCAGCGGUUCCCAUCAACUCUUCCGUGUACCAGCAAGCCCCUCAGCCGACAUCAUCGUCAAGCGGACUCAAGAAUGAUUUGAAGGGCAGGCAGGCUUGGAAAGAUGCGAAGGAACAUGCAGUAGAUGUACUCCUCGAGAAGGAUGAUGGUAAAAUUCCGCGGAAAAGGGAUGUAAAGUUUUGUCGUCAUGGAGAUAAGAGUAUGUGUGACUAUUGCAUGCCACUCGAGCCAUAUGACGCAAAACAUCACGCCGAAUCUGGAAUCAAACAUCUUUCAUUUCAAGCUCAUCUUCGCAAACUGAACGCCGCAACCAACAAGCCCGAAUCAGGCGCAUCAUAUAUCCCACCACUUGAAGAACUUAAUUACCAAGUCGCCAUACCAUGUCCGUCACAAACGCACUCGCCCUUCCCGGCAGGCAUUUGUAGUAAAUGUCAGCCGAGCGCUAUAACAUUACAAUUACAGCAAUAUCGUAUGGUAGACCAUGUCGAGUUUGCUACUCCCGCACUGAUCGAAAACCUCUUGGAUUUCUGGAGAAGAACUGGCUGUCAGAGGUUCGGUUACCUUCUGGGGCGUUAUGAGCGUUAUGACCAAGUUCCGCUAGGAAUCAAGGCUGUGGUGGAGGCGGUUCAUGAACCGCCUCAACAGGGUGAACUCGAUGGGAUCCAGAUCGGCCUACCAUGGGACGAGGAAGGAAAGAUGGAAGACUUGGCUAAUCUUUGUGGCCUUCAAGUCCUCGGAAUGAUCUAUACGGAUCUGACGCCUGAUGAGACAACUCCAGAGGCAAAGGCCGCAGCUAAGGUGUUAUACAAGCGACAUGCUCAGUCUUUCUUUCUCUCAUCGCUCGAAACUAUCUUUGCUGCUCAUCAACAAGCCAAGCGACCGAACCCGUCGAGAUUUUCAGCAUCAGGCCGAUUCUCCAGCAAAUUUGUGACUUGCGUAAUCACCGGUAAUCAAGAUGGCAGUAUCGAUGUGACUGCCUACCAAGCCAGUGAUCAGGCGGUCGCGAUGGUCAAGGCUGACAUGAUAGAAGCUAGUGUAGAGCCCGGAACAGUGAGGCUGAAGGAUGAAGAUCGAACCCAAGAGCAAACGUCAUCUAGUGCUCGGUAUAUACCAGAUGUAUUCUAUCGAUAUAAAAACAAAUACGGGAUCGAUAUUAAGGAGAACGCUAAACCUUGCUUUCCUGUUGACUACUUGCUUGUCUCGUUAACUCACGGUUUCCCAGCGGAUCCAUCUCCUUCAUUUCGAACACCGACCCCCUUCCCCAUCGAGAAUCGAGCAGGGCUUCACGAUCAAUCAAUGGAUGUCGUUAUCAAUAGAUUGGGCCCUGUUUUAAGAAAAGUCAUCGACGCGUUUCCUCAACAGCACUCUGCAUAUAAUAUCAAAGGUAAAGGAAAAGAACAGGAUGGAGAUUGUUUGCUAGAGCUACAAACCUUCUUGAGUGAUUGGCAUUUGAUUGCGUUUAUUGAUACCGUCGGGAUCUUUGACCGGACCGAUCUUACUUAUCUUGCCAAGUUUGCCCUUUGUCAAGACAUGAACAUCUUUCUAUCAGCUGCUGAAAAACUUUUCCACACUAAUUCAUGGCAAACAUUCAUGGCCAUCUUGAAAGAGACUUUACCUGGACCACCAGUACCUGCGAGGGACUAUGCGAGCCAAUCUCAGACAGCUAACAACGGCACUGCGGCUGAUGGCUUCCCAGACAUCCCUGCCGAUUCAUAUAAUGAUGUUCAAAUGGGUGGCACGCUUCCGGCUGACGAACAAGGCACUGCGAGCUUGGCCUGUCCUCAUUGUACGUUUGAAAAUGAGCCUGGCACGACUGACUGUAUGGUUUGUGGGUUACCAGUGUCAUGAUCAAGGAGAAGUCUGUCUUGCAUGUCAUAUAUGAUGACUAUUUAUCAAUAAUUGCUCGAAAUAAAUUUGCUUGAACCUGU
This is a messenger RNA of Melampsora larici-populina 98AG31, 2214 nucleotides long. RefSeq lists its product as uncharacterized. The transcript is spliced from 8 exons. Bases 38 to 2134 code for a protein of 698 amino acids. Lineage: Eukaryota; Fungi; Basidiomycota; Pucciniomycetes; Pucciniales; Melampsoraceae. Gene Ontology annotation, biological process: ubiquitin-dependent protein catabolic process. Gene Ontology annotation, molecular function: ubiquitin binding; ubiquitin protein ligase binding. The record is from RefSeq and is a predicted model, not a curated record. Gene Ontology annotation, cellular component: nucleus.